CCCCGUUUACGCUUGUUGUAGUGGGAAAUUGAAACAAAACGCAGUUUUACAGUUAAAUAAAGAGUUCAGUGUAAGCCUACAGUAAACAGAAGGCAACAAACAGAAGGAUACACCAGACAUAAAAACAAUAUACAGAUAAAGUCAAGUUGUAUUUACCAAGAUAUCGUCAGCAUGAAGUUGGAAGUUUGUUUCGUUCUUUCUUUAGCGCUGUCUCUACUUUUCGUAAGUGAUGCUCGUCAGUUUAGCAGAUGUGAACUGGUACGCCAAUUACGAAGUCAUCGGUUUCCAGCAAACAAGCUAAGACAGUGGGUAUGUCUGAUCGAGAGUCACAGCGGCGGUCGCACCAACCUCGUUAGUAGAGUCAAUAAGUCUGGACACCGCGAGUACGGUCUGUUCCAGCUUAGCGACAGAUUCUGGUGCAGCGAUAGCGACCUACCGGGGAAGGACUGUAACGUCACUUGUGCUGACCUCCUUACUGAUGACAUCACAAAGGCGGCGAAAUGCGCCAAGAAAGUGUACAAACGUCAUGGAUUUACCGCUUGGAAUGGAUGGAGCAAAUGCCAAGGCUCAUUGCCUGAUAUUAGCUCCUGCUAGAAAAUCCUUUGAAAAACAAUAUUUAUAGAUCUUGUCUACAGUGUAAUCUCAAGUAAUAUUAGGGGUAGCAGUCAUAAUAAUGGGUGUAGUAAUGUAGCAUUCUUGGUAUAUCUUUCCUUUGCCUAUUUCAAUUUUGAUUAUAAUAAAACAUAUAUUAACUCUGU
Papilio polytes (common Mormon) is the source of this 758-nucleotide messenger RNA. Its product is annotated as lysozyme-like. The transcript has 3 exons. The record is from RefSeq and is a predicted model, not a curated record. The coding region runs from base 172 to 594 and encodes 140 amino acids. NCBI's taxonomy places the organism in Eukaryota, Metazoa, Arthropoda, Insecta, Lepidoptera, Papilionidae. Gene Ontology annotation, molecular function: lysozyme activity.